Messenger RNA from Funneliformis caledonium, 1218 nucleotides. The record is from the annotation of a GenBank genome assembly. Lineage: Eukaryota; Fungi; Glomeromycota; Glomeromycetes; Glomerales; Glomeraceae.
AUGAAACGCGUCUUUUUAGUAUUUUUCGUGUUAAUAAUAACCUUCUUGGUCGCAACAUUUUUUACAACAAAUCUUAACCAUCGACCAACUCCUUCUCCUUUACCAACUUAUUCUCCACAAAUAAUAGAUCAUGAAUCAGAACUCAAGAUACGAGCUCAAGAAUUGGAACUUGCCUUGAAAAAAACUCGUAUAAUGAUCAAAAAUAAUUUAAAAGAUUAUUCAUUUCCUUCUUCCAUUCCAGGUUCAAAUAUCAAAUCUCGAGAAGAAAUAUUAGCAUUUCGUGAAAAGAUGGAGUGUAUCACUACAAAAGGAAAAUGGAUAUUUGAUGAUACCCCAAGAGAAAUUCUUAAACAUAAACAAGAAACCCUUUACGGGAAAUGUGAUAAACGUUUACAAUCCUCUUUUGAUCUUAAUAAAAAAAAUUCUUCUAUUGAAGAGAUAUGGGAAAAUACUAGAAAUUCAGUAAAAUAUAUUUGGAAACCUUCACCACAAUGCCCACUUCCUAAUUUCACUCGAGAAGAUUUUUGUUCUUUAAUUACGGGUCUAAAAUUUUUAUUAGUUGGUGAUGCGUUAUCAUUUCAACUCCAUGAACUAUUACUUGAUUAUUUUCAUGAUGGGCCUGUACAAUGUUAUGGUCAAAUUUCAUGUAAAGAACAUGUUCUAUGUCGACCUUCACCACCUUUUGAAGAUUUUUCUAAUUUAACUUCAAAGAUGAAGUACAUUCGUAAUGAUAUAUUGUCUAAUAGAAAAGUUAUACUUCUCCCGGAAGAUCAUGGUAUCAUGGAAUUAAGAAAUUUAGAGUUGCCUUGGUCUCCUUUUUCUUAUCAUUAUAAUGUAGUCAUACUUAAUAAAGGUCAUCAUUAUCAGAGUGAUAAGAUUUUUCGAUUAACUUUAAUAAACGCAAUAAUAAAGAUUCGAAAAAACAGGCCAGAUACUCUCAUCAUCUUUAAAUCUACUACAUUAGGUCACCAAAAUUGCGAUGAUCCUGAUCUUAAACCUUUAGCAACCAAUUAUAAUAUUAAUGAAUUGAAGAAUUUACCUUAUCAUUGGGAUGAAAUACAUAAACAAAACAUGAUCGCUAAAGAAAUUGUUGAAGCUGCUGGUGGUGUUUAUUGGAAUUUAGAACAUAUUAUGGAAUCUAGGGUUGAUGGUCACAUUGGCGGUCGUGAUUGUUUAAGAUGGUGUAUACCAGAUCGUAUAUUUACUGCUAUUGAAUAA